Messenger RNA from Phaethon lepturus (White-tailed tropicbird), 343 nucleotides. RefSeq names its product branched chain keto acid dehydrogenase E1, alpha polypeptide (gene BCKDHA). The annotation marks the transcript as partial. The transcript is spliced from 2 exons. Gene Ontology annotation, biological process: branched-chain amino acid catabolic process. The record is from RefSeq and is a predicted model, not a curated record. Gene Ontology annotation, molecular function: oxidoreductase activity, acting on the aldehyde or oxo group of donors, disulfide as acceptor. Lineage: Eukaryota; Metazoa; Chordata; Aves; Phaethontiformes; Phaethontidae.
CAUCGGUCACCACAGCACCAGCGACGACAGCUCGGCGUACCGGUCGGUGGACGAGGUGAAUUAUUGGGAUAAGCAGGAUCAUCCCAUCUCCCGGCUGCGGCACUACAUGCUGAGCCGCGGCUGGUGGGACGAGGAGGAGGAGAAAAGCUGGCGCAAAAGCUCCCGCAAGAUGGUGAUGGAGGCGUUCGAGCAAGCGGAGCGGAAACCGAAACCCAACCCGCAGUUCCUUUUCUCCGACGUUUACCGGGAGAUGCCGCCUCACCUGCGGCGGCAGCGGGCGGCUCUGGAACGGCACCUGCAGCAUUACGGGGAGCACUACCCCCUCGAGCAGUUCGAAAAGUGA